AUGUUGAUACUUUGUUUUUUGUUUUUUCUGUACAAGACUCAGUAUGCCGAUAAUGCCAAAAGCAAUGAAAGGAGCAUAGCAUGGGGCUUGAGAUUCCCGUCAGCGAACAGUCUGCAGCAGGCGCUCAGUACGAGUCGUCGACGUAAGAAGCGAGACAGCGAUAUUAUCGUUGAGGCCUCGUGCACGAAUUCGCAGCAAAAGCAAAAUCCGCUGAGUUGGCAGCAUUUGUCAGAAAUCAUCGUCCCCGAGAAAGAGCCCAUUUACAUCGUGACCGUCGGCUCGUCCAAUGACUUUAUCACCUCCAGGCUCGUCGGGCCGAAGGAUACCCGCGGGAUCAGCUCCGGCGGCGACCACGCAUGUUCCACCGAGGAGGCGCCGACCGGACCGAGGAGCCCGGCCUCCGGCUGCUCAACUCCUCGAGCCAGUAUGUCGCAGGAGCCACCUCAGGAAUCAAUUCGGAAGCUCUUGGAGCGCGAGCUUAGACUUUUCGAUCUCAUUGAUCCACGCGAUCUUCGUUCCUAUGCUUGGUAUCACGGAAGCACACUGCCUGGUGGUCGCAAAGGCGCCGAGAACGAAAUUCCGAACGAUGGAGACUUCUUGGUGCGUGAUUGUGCCAGUCAGCCGGGUAACUAUGUACUUAGUGUCAGACACAAGGGACAACCUCUGCAUUUCGUCAUCAACAAGCUUAUUUUGCAACCUGAAACAGUGUACGAGCGCGUUCAAUAUCAAUUUGAGGACGAGGCUUUCGAUACCGUUGCGGACCUAAUCACCUUCUAUGUCGGAAGCAAACGUCCAAUCAGCCAAGCGAGCGGUGCACGCAUAAUUAAUCCUCGGCAUCGGAAAGUGCCUCUAUCGAUGAGCUCCGGCAUUAUCGGACCUAAUGCUAGUUUCUCUCCUUCCUCGCUCUCGGCGACCACACGAUCUCCUAUCAGAGCACUUCGCAAGAAGGAAAGAAGCCAAUCAUUAACACCCUGUCAGCAUUAUCAAAGUCCUCCACCUCCGCAAUUGGUGCCACUUCAUCAUAUGUCGCAGUUACAUUCGAGUACUCUGCCUAGAAUACCAUCGAUAUCUAACAAUCAGACUCUCUCGUGCUCCCUUUCAUUGGGUCGUCAAAAGAUCACUAGGGUAAUUUCCGAUCCCGUUCUUAAGUUUCAACAACUACAGUUACAGCAUCAAAGACAGACGCAGCAGCAGCAGCAGCAUCAACAGCAGCAUCAACAACACGUAAUUACAGAUGAACCGCAUUACCAGAUACCCAAGAAUAACUCAGCUGUUUUGCUAGCAGGAUCAACUGGAAGUGGAUCCUAUGAUCUACCUCCGCCAAAGCCUCCUCGAGUGCCCAGGCACUUAAAGCCUCCACCCCCGCCACCCUAUCCCUUUCCGCAUCAUCAUGCCCAUGCUCAUCAUUCGCAUCAAACGAAACCUCAUCAAGCCUCGGGUAGUGAUAGCGGAAACGGCUCUGGUGAUAGCGAAUUUGAGGCCAGUGCCGCAGGAGCUUGCGCUUUGCCGAUGCAACCGGCUAUGAAAGGUAUCAUCAUUCGAAGCUAUCAUCAAGCUAAAGCUUUAGGUCUAAGUGAUAUCGAUAUUAAGAAGUGGGAAGAAAUGGAAAGGAAAAUAAGUGAAACUGCUCCAAACUAUGAGAUGCCUACGUCUUUCGAUCUAGAAAACUUUAAUACAUUAUUGCUGCCGACGGUCGAGCACAAACCUCUGGAUGCCACAGCUCUAAAAGGAGUUACAGGGAUGCUGCACGAAACAGCCUCACGAAUCUUAGCUUCGCAUAUUACUAAGAUCGACGUGGAUAUGUUACUUAAGGUUUACGUUACGGAGGAUCCACCGAGCAUUCGAGAGGGCUUGUGCGGCUUAGAACUGUUGGUGCUGCCUUACGCGCAUCAAACUCGGCUCGAUGUGAUCGAAAGGACCGAGUGCAUGAAGCUGCUGGUUGCAGUGACAGUACUGACUUGUCCGACCCCCGCGGAGAGAGCACUGAUGAUUAGUCGAUGGAUCCAAGUGGCGAUCGACACAAAAACAGCUUUGGGAAAUCUUUUCGGCUUCUGCUCGAUCAUGCUAGGCCUAUGCCUCCCGCAAAUCCAGAGGUUAACCGAUACUUGGCACUUGUUAAGGCAAAAGCACACCGACGACGCAUUUACCUUCGAGGCCAAGCUUCGGCCCACAUUACGUGCGAUGAACGAGUGCACGGAUCCACAGGCACCGAAUACGACGCUCCCUCACAUUUUGCCUAUUGCCCUGCUCAAUGAGCGAACCCACGAUGACGUCAUAGGUAAUACACCGCCCUCGGCAUUGGCAGCUGUGGUACUAUCGCCUUGGGAAAAUUCUGCAGCCGAUUGCGGUCUAUCGAUCAUGUGGGCCCACCUGGAGGCAUCGCGCAAAAUGACCGACAAUCUUACACACUUUCGACGCAACGCCGAAAUCGCUCUAGAAGGUUGUCGACACGACGAGUUAUUAAGCGACGCUUUUCGUACUGAAUUUCACAUCAAGUUCCUCUGGGGCAGUCGGGGUGCUCUCGUUGCCACUAACGAACGCCACGAUAAGUUCGUCCGGGUUCUUGAUGCUAUGCACGAUAAGUGUGCAACCACCGAACAGACCUAAUAUGAUAAUUCAUUUAUGAGUAAACGGUGCUUGAAGUUCGACGCACCUUUUCACUUGAAAUCAUUUUACGUAUGCAUAACGCAGUGGAUAGUUUUUUUCGAGCAAACUUAAAAAUAGCUACACAGGUUAAGCGUACGAAAUAUUAAACAUAAUUGUGCUCCAUCGAAAAUAUCAAUAUUUUCAGGAAUAAAAUUU
Ceratosolen solmsi marchali is the source of this 2802-nucleotide messenger RNA. RefSeq names its product breast cancer anti-estrogen resistance protein 3. Gene Ontology annotation, molecular function: guanyl-nucleotide exchange factor activity; phosphotyrosine residue binding. The record is from RefSeq and is a predicted model, not a curated record. Bases 1 to 2607 code for a protein of 868 amino acids. The transcript is spliced from 7 exons. NCBI's taxonomy places the organism in Eukaryota, Metazoa, Arthropoda, Insecta, Hymenoptera, Agaonidae. Gene Ontology annotation, biological process: small GTPase-mediated signal transduction; positive regulation of peptidyl-serine phosphorylation.